This is a messenger RNA of Purpureocillium lilacinum, 756 nucleotides long. RefSeq lists its product as uncharacterized. The record is from RefSeq and is a predicted model, not a curated record. NCBI's taxonomy places the organism in Eukaryota, Fungi, Ascomycota, Sordariomycetes, Hypocreales, Ophiocordycipitaceae.
AUGCACCGCCCUACUUUAGUCGCUACCAACAUCCUGCUCGCGGUAGGCCUGAGUGCCGCCGACGUCAACCCCGACGCUCAGGGUGCAUGCGAGCCGACCCGCGGCGGCACUGGCGCCUGCGGGCCCAACGGCUCCGAGCAGUGGCUCAACACCGGCCUCAAGGGCUCCGGCUGGGAGCCGCCCUUCCUCGACAUCAACAAGCUGUCGCACAUAUCCCUCGACGAGUACUACAACGGCGUGGGCAAGCCGUGCCAAAAGUACGACCAGUACUUCCGCGGCUCCGGCGCCAAGUACAACAUCGACCCGGCCAUCCUCGCGUUCCUGGCCAUGCAGGAAUCGUCGUGCAACGCCGACGAGGGGGGCCCCACGCCGGGCCUGAUGCAGUGCGACCCGGGGAACUGCCAGAACGGCAAGGAUAGCUGCCAGUACCCGAUCGAGGAUAAUACUGACUGCGGCGCCCACGUGCUGCGGCAGGCAUUGGAUGGUGCGGGGGGCAACGCCGUGCAUGCGUUGGGCUCCUACAACGGGUGGUUCACGGCGAGUGAUGGGACGGGGCUCAACGGUGGGAAGGGCCUGACGGAGGGGUACCCUUGUUCAGACGAGGGAAAGGCGCACGGCGUGCCACAGAAUCUCAACUACCUCCACGAGACGCUCAAUGGCUGGUUCCAGGGCUACGACAUGUAUGGCGCCGACCGGGACUUGGAUGGCGAGUACGACUGCGACCAGAACUGCAACAGCGGUAGUGGGUUGUGCUAG